AUUUAUUACAUCCACGCCCAUUAACAUUCUACUACAGCUGAAGAAUGACUGAACUUUUGCUCAGAGAAGAAACCUCCUACUCAUGGCUAGUAGGACUAUUUUUGAAUAUUUUUGGUUGUGCAGUGAUCAUAUUGCCAGCCACCCUCCUCAUCAGAUAUCUCAAAGAUUCAGAGAAAGUGAAAAGAGGAUCUGGUUCAUUUUAUUCACUAAUCAGGUUAUGCGUGCUAGGAUCUGGCCAGGAUACUGAGCUUGAGAGGCUAGAAGAAGGAAAAGAGAAAGUUGAGGCUAGUACUGAAGCAGCUGCGACACCAUUGAGUCAGUAUUGUACCAAACUCUUUGUGUGCAUACUGGGCCUACAGUUCUCGUUCCUAGUCUGGGGCCUACUCCAGGAAAGAAUAAUGACAAGAUCAUAUGAUGGAGAUACUUUCUCUAAUUCCCAGUUCCUAGUCUUCACCAAUCGAAUAUUAUCCUUAAUCACGUCAGCAAUCUACAUCAGUUUCACUAAGCAGCCCCCACACACAGCACCUCUCUAUAAAUACUCAUUCUCUUCCUUCUCAAACAUAUUGAGCAGCUGGUGCCAAUACGAGGCACUUAAAUACGUUAGUUUUCCAACACAGAUACUCUCAAAGUCCUCCAAAGUGAUACCGGUAAUGCUAAUGGGUAAAAUCAUAUCUAAUAAAGUUUACCCAUGGUAUGAUUACCUUGUUGCUGUAUUUGUUAGCAUAGGAGUGACCAUAUUUCUAUUAGCUACCAAGACACAUAGUGGCGUCGCCCGUGAUACAACCUGUGCUGGUCUCUUUAUUUUGCUGUGUUAUAUGAUAUUCGAUAGUUUCACUUCAAAUUGGCAGAGUAAGCUUUUUGUCCAGUAUAAAAUGUCGUCUUUCCAAAUGAUGUUUGGAAUAAAUAUAUUCUCGAGUCUACUUGCACUAGUGUCUCUCAUCACGGCAGGAACUUUAUUCACGUCUUUAGAGUUCUUUCUGUCUCAUCCUUUAUUUGCUGCUCAUGCUGUCAUUCUCUCAAUUUGCUCUGCAGUCGGUCAGUUGUUCAUCUAUUACACAAUAUCUCAGUUUGGUCCUCUGAUAUUCACAUUCAUAGUAACUUCAAGGCAAGUGUUCAGUAUACUCCUGUCUUGCUUUGUGUAUGGGCACAGAUUGACACUCAUGGCAGUCGUGGGGAUUAGUAUAGUGUUCCUCUCAUUGUUAUCAAAGGCUCUACUGCAUCACAGGAACAAGAAGAGAGUAAAAUAAAGAUAAUUAUGUGUCAUAUUUAAAAAACAUUAAUCUUAAAAGUCAUUGCUUGCCAUGUGA
This is a messenger RNA of Amphimedon queenslandica, 1307 nucleotides long. Its product is annotated as adenosine 3'-phospho 5'-phosphosulfate transporter 1-like. The coding region runs from base 45 to 1247 and encodes 400 amino acids. Gene Ontology annotation, molecular function: 3'-phosphoadenosine 5'-phosphosulfate transmembrane transporter activity. The transcript has 3 exons. Gene Ontology annotation, biological process: 3'-phosphoadenosine 5'-phosphosulfate transport; transmembrane transport. NCBI's taxonomy places the organism in Eukaryota, Metazoa, Porifera, Demospongiae, Haplosclerida, Niphatidae. Gene Ontology annotation, cellular component: Golgi membrane; endoplasmic reticulum membrane. The record is from RefSeq and is a predicted model, not a curated record.